CUUUUAUUUGACCGACUUCUGAAAAUUCAAUCCUAGCCUAUGAUUAAGAGACAAAAUUAAUGAGAGAUAUGAACAGAAAACUAAGCGAUCGAAGACUAUUAACAAGAUGAAAAGUUUAAGCUUCCUUGUCCCACUCUUGGUUGCUUGCUCAAGUCUCAUUCCAGGCCAUGCUCACCCAUCAUUGCCCAAAAAACAUGUAGCAUUGUUCAUCUUUGGAGAUUCUCUGUUGGAUGCUGGAAAUAAUAACUAUAUUAACACCACUGUUGCAUAUCAGGCAAAUUUCAGGCCAUAUGGUGAAACCUUCUUCAACUAUCCUACUGGAAGAUUUUCUGAUGGACGUUUGAUUCCUGAUUUUAUAGCUGAGUAUGCAAAGUUACCAUUAAUUUCAACAUUUUUUCCAUCCUACAACGAUCAAUUUGUUUAUGGGGUGAACUUUGCGUCCGCGGGAGCUGGUGCUCUAGUUGAAACUCACCAAGGAUAUGUGACAGAUCUUAAAACUCAGUUAAGUUAUUUCAAAGUUGUGGAGAAACAAUUGAAACAGAAACUAGGAGAUGCAGCAGCCAAAAAAUUGACUUCAGAAGCUGUUUACUUUUUUAGCAUUGGAAGCAAUGACUGCUUUAUCUUUGUGAGAAACUCAACUCUGCCUCAAUCGUACAACUCUAAAAAGGAAUAUGUAGGGAUGGUGAUUGGCAACCUGACAACUACAAUCAAAGAAAUAUAUAAGAAAGGAGGAAGGAAAUUUGGGUUCAUAAAUUUGGCGCCUUUGGGUUGUACUCCAAGCGCCAGAUUAGUUUCACCCGGAAACACAGGAUCCUGCCUGGAGGAUACCUUGGAGUUGGCGAAGCUACAUAAUCAGGUUCUUUCUAAAGUUCUGCAGGAGCUAGAGAGCCAACUGGAGGGAUUCAGAUAUGCGAAUCACGACUUCUACAAUUCAUUAAUGAAAAGAAUCAACGACCCUUCAAGAUAUGGUUUGAAGGAGUCUAUGAGGGCAUGUUGCGGCAGUGGUCAGUACAGAGGAAUGUCAAGUUGUGGGGGGAAGAGAGGAGUAGAAGAGUAUGAAUUAUGUGAUAAUCCUCAGGAAUAUUUGUUCUUUGACUUUACUCAUCCCUCUGAAAAGGCCAACAAGCAAAUUGCACAACUACUGUGGAGCGGAACUCCAGAUGUCACAGGGCCUUACAAUCUGAAGAAACUAUUCGAACACAGCUGAUUUAGACAUCUUUGUGUUAGUUAAUAAGCUUAAGCUCACAGUAUAAGCCUCAAUAAAGGAAUGAGUUUGAUCUGUUUGCACCUGAUUGUUGUCAUCUA
Pistacia vera is the source of this 1305-nucleotide messenger RNA. Its product is annotated as GDSL esterase/lipase 1-like. NCBI's taxonomy places the organism in Eukaryota, Viridiplantae, Streptophyta, Magnoliopsida, Sapindales, Anacardiaceae. The transcript has 5 exons. The record is from RefSeq and is a predicted model, not a curated record. The coding region runs from base 107 to 1207 and encodes 366 amino acids. Gene Ontology annotation, molecular function: lipase activity. Gene Ontology annotation, biological process: lipid metabolic process.